GAGAAGACAGCCUUGGCUGGUGGCUCUCUUCCCUGGGAGGACAGGGGAUACCACUCAGUGGGACACCUAUGCAUUGGAGAUUCAAGGAUUUAUUGGUGUGUGGGUGAUUAAGAAGGGAACAGCACAAUGGAAGCCUUCAUGAAUGCAGGGCUUGCCACUUGUCCAGAGGACCACAACUGAGGAUAUAUUUGACCCCACAGCCAUCAAGAAUGAGCCACUUCUCAGCCAUCAUGUCUUCAAAUUUGCCAGCAUUAAAUUUGGCUCAAGGCAAUGGAGUCGACUGUCUAUGGACUGAGACUGCUGAACCCGAAUGAAAAUGCACCACAAAAAGACAGCUGCAAGACAGCAAACCAGGGAGGCUCCAGGUCAUCACACCAAUUCUACAACCUUCAGGAAGAGAAAGGCCUCACAAAAGAAGCAGAGGAGGAGAUCUUCACAGUCUCAGAGGAACAUCGUGGGCUGCAGAAUUUCUCAUGGAUGGAAGGAAAGUGAUGAGCCCAUCACCCAGUGGAAAGGAACUGUUUUGGAUCAGGUGCCUAUAAAUCCCUCUCUUUAUCUGGUGAAAUAUGAUGGAAUUGACUGUGUCUAUGGACUGGAACUUCACAGAGAUGAAAGGAUUUUAAAGCUUAAAAUCCUUCCUGAUAAGGUGCCACUUUUUCAAGUCAGAGAUGUGCACUUUGAAAAUACUAUAAUUGGGAAAGCAGUGGAACACAUGUUUGAGGGUGAGCAUGGUUCUAAGGAUGAAUGGAGGGGGAUGGUCCUAGCCCAAGCACCUAUCAUGAAAACCUGGUUUUAUAUUACCUAUGAGAAAGAUCCUGUCCUGUACAUGUACCAGCUUCUAGAUGAUUAUAAAGAAGGUGACCUCCGUAUCAUGCCAGAGUCCAGUGAGUCUUCUCCAACAGAGAGGGAGCCAGAAGGAGUUAUAGAUGGCCUGAUAGGUAAACAUGUGGAAUAUACCAAAGAAGAUGGCUCCAAAAGGUCAGGCAAAGUCAUUCUUCAAGUUAAAGCCAAACCUUCUGUGUAUUUCAUCAAGUUUGAUGAUGAUUUCCACAUCUAUGUCUAUGAUUUGGUCAAAAAGUCCUACUAGGGUAAAAUCUGCCAAGUGUGGGGAGGCAAAUGUAUAAUUUAUAUAUAUGCAAAAAGUGUAAACUUUUCAAGGUAUUGGAAGCCUAAGGGUCCUUGAUAACCUACAUCUUUGCCAGCAUAAUUAUUGUUUUAUUCUUAAAAAUACAAAUUUAUGUGGACAGGACAUGCUGUAUGUAAGCAUUUUGUCUUGUAAAGAUUGGGUGUGUUUGGUGGACGAAGCAUGUAAGGAAAAGUUGUAAACUCAGACUGUAAAUAAAGUUCACCUAGUAUCAUAA
This is a messenger RNA of Ictidomys tridecemlineatus (thirteen-lined ground squirrel), 1361 nucleotides long. Its product is annotated as spindlin-2. Gene Ontology annotation, biological process: gamete generation. Lineage: Eukaryota; Metazoa; Chordata; Mammalia; Rodentia; Sciuridae. The record is from RefSeq and is a predicted model, not a curated record.